This is a messenger RNA of Brassica napus (rape), 811 nucleotides long. RefSeq names its product formin-like protein 20. NCBI's taxonomy places the organism in Eukaryota, Viridiplantae, Streptophyta, Magnoliopsida, Brassicales, Brassicaceae. The record is from RefSeq and is a predicted model, not a curated record.
UUUCUUCUUCAUUAAUUUCAUAGCAAAUGCAAAGUAUUAUUAUAGUAUUUUCAUCUUUAGCUAUCAAUAGAAAAAAACGAAAAAUUGGACAAAAGUAUACAGUCUUGAAGAAGUAUAUCAGUCCCAUGCAUCCUCUUAGCAAACAAGACCACCUUCAUAAACAUUUUUACGUAUAACAAAUUAAAAAAUCACCCAAGACUCUCUUUAUUCGAUUCUAAACAGUUCUCAACAUGCCGGAAGCUUCUCGCCGCUCAAAACCUCUCGCUGUCACUAUCUUCAUGGCGCUCGCGUUUCCGAUGAUGAUCAACGCAUUGGAUUCUUCAUCCGCAAGAAAACUCGACGAGGAACCAAUAAAAUGCACGCCUUGUCUCCAAAAGUCUCCUCCUCCUCCGUCACCUCCACCACCGUCUCCUUCUUGUCCUCCUCCACCACGGCCUCCUACUCCCCCGAAGACGUCUUACUGUCCGCCUCCUCCGUCAACUUACAUAUACAUGACGGGUCCACCAGGAGAGUUGUAUCCCGUUGACCAACAGUUUGGAGCGGCUGCUGCAAAGAGCUUUAGGGUCGUGAAGGUCUCUGGUCUGAUCGCGUUUGGAGUUAUGAGUUUCUUGAUGAGCACAUGACUUAAUGGAUUUUCCAUCGUUAGUUCAUCUUUAUUUUUCGCUAUACCAGAAUAUUCAUAUACCAACAAUUCUAAUGAAUAUGCUUAUUUAUUUAUUUUGUGUUUACAGAGGUAUUUAUUCUAGAAGUAUGUGAUAUAUCCUCAAAAUGGAAUGUUUGUUGAAUGGUUAAAUAAAAUGUUUUUUCUUAA